Messenger RNA from Zerene cesonia (dogface butterfly), 1837 nucleotides. RefSeq names its product serpin B5-like. Bases 14 to 1831 code for a protein of 605 amino acids. Gene Ontology annotation, molecular function: serine-type endopeptidase inhibitor activity. The record is from RefSeq and is a predicted model, not a curated record. NCBI's taxonomy places the organism in Eukaryota, Metazoa, Arthropoda, Insecta, Lepidoptera, Pieridae. The transcript has 5 exons.
AUUUGCGCUCACAAUGAACUGGAGCGGACGCAUUAGCGUCGCCGCCACUUUUGGCUUAAUACCGCGAUUGUUUUGUGUUUACGCUUAUAUCGAUACUUUCUCUCCCAUUGCGGUUUCGGAACAUGGAAUACCCAUAGAAGUAAAGUUUUGGGACACUAAAAGAACUCCCCUUGCACAUAUGGUGGACGUUACCAAUGAGUUUGGACUAAAAGUUUUAGCGGAACAUAAUUUUUUAAAUGAAAAUAACAUCGCAUUUUCGCCUUAUGGACUUAUGGGCAUUUUAGUAGCGUUAUUUGAAGGUGUUGAUGGUGAGUCUUCAUAUCAAAUUCAACGUUGCAUGCAAUUGCCAUGGAAUAGAAAUAUAAUGAGGAUAGGGUUCAGGGAUAUACAUCGUACUUUAAAGACUUAUUUUGUACCAGAAGAAGGAUUUUUAGCUGGUUUAGCACUAAAUAACGAGAAUGUGACUUUUAGCGAGAGCUAUCGAAAAAUUUUAAGAUUUUACGGAUUUGAUUUGGAAAACGAUCCAUUACCUCCACCAGAAGCAGAUACUACGGAUAAUUUAAAUGUAACUACUAGUGCACUGGAUUCUCAUGCUACCAACGCCGCUACUGAAAACGAUUCGGAAAUAACAUCAGAACAAACCUCUACAGCUCAGCCUACUAUAACUGCAAUGGAAGAAACAACAAUAGCAACGAAAUUUGAACCAGCAAAUGAAACAGAUAAUUCUCAGUUAUCUACUAUGGCAUCAACAGCAAAUUCAGAAACACCUUCGGAAAUAACAAGUACUCCAAAAAUCGAAACUACUGAAACAACAAAACAAGUUACUUCUUCUGAAUUAAAUUCGAGUGCCGUAAUGACAUCUCCAUUUACAUUAGAUCCUUUAUCUACAACAUCAACUUUAUCCACAACAGGGGAAGUAUUAGCGAAUAAUGAUGUAGAGAUUCUGUCUACUCAAUCAAUCAUGUCGUCUGAUACUACGACAAAUUUUGAAAUAAGUUCGACACUAGCAACAGAUAUGGAAAGCACAGCCUCGACCAUGAGUGAAACGCAAUCAAUGGAAGAGAUGACUACGUUUGAAUCCACCACAGCAUCACUUAACGAUUCAACAUUAGAGACCCUUGAGCGUCGGAAAAAAUCAAUCGUAGACUUUAUCUUUACCAGUCCGCCAAACAUCGAUGAGUAUGCGGUUUAUAGAUCCUUUAAUAUAGGUCCUAAUCUCCUUGAUACGACAGGUUAUAAUACUGAUUCUAUGUUUAUGGCAAACGGGUUUCGAAAUAUUCAGGUUUCGUACAUGCAUUACGAUACAAUUUUGGAACAUGCGUAUCUACCUCAUCUAGAAGCAUCCGCUCUUCGUUUACCUCUGGAUAGUGAACGAUAUUAUUUAUUGGUCAUAUUACCCGUGAGAGCAAACAAAGGGGAGUUGGAACGAUUGCUAACGCGAAUGGCGCGGGAAUCAGACCUCUCUGAUGUGUACGCGGCGCUGAGACCUCGUCGUGUGAGGGCCGUAGUACCGAGUUUUACUGUGAAGGGUCAUGUUACUUUAACCACAGACUUGCAAAAACUAGGAGUCCGAGAUGUUUUCGAACCACGGCAAAGAGACUUCACGCCAAUGACGUCCCAACCGGGUGUCUAUGUACGCAGUAUAGAACAAGCAGUUUCUGUUACUAUAAGAAAAUACCAACCAGAUGACGCUAAGAGGUAUGUGUCAAAAAGGAAUCCGGUGGUAUUCUCAGCUACAUAUCCCUUUUUAUACUUUGUUAUGGAUUCUAAUAUACAAGUGGCCUUAAUGGCUGGCAAAAUGGUAGAUCCACUAAAUACUAGAAUAUUAUAGCUUGUU